Suillus fuscotomentosus is the source of this 351-nucleotide messenger RNA. RefSeq lists its product as uncharacterized. Bases 1 to 351 code for a protein of 116 amino acids. The record is from RefSeq and is a predicted model, not a curated record. The transcript has 4 exons. Lineage: Eukaryota; Fungi; Basidiomycota; Agaricomycetes; Boletales; Suillaceae.
AUGGGUAUAGAGAUAAAGGCCUUAGAGCGGAAAGUUUGGAAUGAGACAACGGCCAACAGUCGUAAGCGCGCACCCACAAUUUAUGCGAUAUUGAAGGAUUGGAGUAGCGGCAACCCGCCUUCAAAUGCGCAAGUCAAAUCAUUCAAUGCCUCCCACGUCGGUGUUUACAAGGCUCACCAAGCGACUCUCAACCGCAUCUUCAAUGGUAGUAUAAAGAAGUACCAUGCACUGAUGGCACGGCUUUACAAGGCAGUCAGUGCAAUCGAGAACUCGGCGUCCACUGCCUCAUCAAGCACUUGCGACUAUCAGGUGCAUCUUGCUUGCACCAUUCUUCAUUGUUGGGCACUCUGA